Zootermopsis nevadensis is the source of this 1745-nucleotide messenger RNA. Its product is annotated as alpha-glucosidase. The record is from RefSeq and is a predicted model, not a curated record. NCBI's taxonomy places the organism in Eukaryota, Metazoa, Arthropoda, Insecta, Blattodea, Termopsidae. Gene Ontology annotation, biological process: carbohydrate metabolic process.
ACCCGUUCUGGGUGAGACUUCGAUAUUUUUGUUUCGGCUUCUUCUGGUUCGCGUUUGUCAUGCUGGCAGUGUCUGUGGUGUUCCUCGUCGUCACCGCACCUCGCUGUCGCAACGUCGAGUGGUGGCAAGAGGGACCAAUGUAUGGAGUGAUCGCCCGUGACUUGCGGAAAGGCAACACUUCCGGUGCGGAUGGCCUGUCAGGCAUUGAAUCUAAGUUGGAUUACAUCGUGGAACUUGGAGCCAAGACGAUAUGGCUGUCUCCGAUAUACAAGUCUCCCAUGAAGGACUUCGGCUACGAUAUCGAAGACUUCAAAGAUGUUGAUGAGAGCUUCGGCACUCUGCAAGACUUCAAAGAUUUGGUGCAGGCGAUGAAAAAUAGAGGUCUGAAGUUAGUGAUGGACCUGAUACCGAACCACUCCAGCGAUCGGCAUGUGUGGUUCCAGAAGUCGGUCUAUAAGGAGGAUCCUUAUACACACUACUACGUGUGGGCUCCUGCGAAAGGAUAUGAAGAUGGCAAACCGACUCCUCCCAACAACUGGUUGAGUGUGCUCGGAGGAUCAGCUUGGGAAUGGAACGAAGAUAGAAAAGAAUUCUACCUGCACCAGUUCGCCAAGGAGCAGCCUGACCUCAAUUUCCGUAACCCUGAGGUCAAAGAGGAAAUGCUGGACGUGAUGAGAUUCUGGCUGGAGCUGGGGCUGGACGGGUUCCGGGUAGACGCCAUGCCGCACCUGUUCGAGGACGAGGAGCUACGGGACGAGCCACCUGUCAAUUUGACCGCUGUCCGGCAGGGGGACUAUCGCGGACUCGAGCACGUGCACACGCACAACCUCCCCGAAGUGUUCAGUGUCAUGGCCGAGUUCAGGAGCACUUUGGAUGCUUACUCGGAACGAACCGACAAAGUACGCAGACUCAUAAUGGCUGAAAUAUACGAUUCAGUCGAAAAGACUGUGGAAUAUUAUGGUGAUCAACAGCGUCCACAGGCAGACUUUCCCUUCAAUUUUUAUCUUAUGACUAACAUCCAAAGAGAUUCUUCAGCUCAUGACAUUAAGAACACAAUAGAACUGUGGAUGAGCAACCUACCAGAGACAAAGUGGACAAACUGGGUUCUGGGGAACCACGACCACGGUCAAGAGGCAUCGGGGCUCGGAGGUGACCUAGUCGACUGUCUCAACAUGAUUUUGCUGAUGCUACCCGGAACGGCCGUCACCUACCACGGCGAGGAACUUGGAAUGGAGAACACACCCGUGCCGUGGGACGCGAGUGGAGUGAGCGCUAAUUACAAGGACAGCCUCGAUCAAAAUUCAGACGAGACGUGGUCACAACUCCACGCUGACAUCAAGACGUCGCAGAAGCCAGAUCACUUAAACAUUUAUAAAGCUCUCGUACGAGCGCGAAGAGACCUAUCCAUCAUGUACGGGGACCUGGAGAUGAGGGUGCUCAGUGACUCUGUGUUUGCCUUCACCAGGUCGCGAGCGGAAAGCAGGAGCUACGUGGUAGCUGUCAAUUGGAGUAACCGCUCGCUGACGGUGGAUCUGGGUGAGUUUGGUGAAAUUCCAGAAGUCGCUGAGGUCUACGUCACAAGCGUCAACUUCAGAGGCGCCUCUUCAAAGACAAUACAAACAAACUCCAUUCUACUUGAAGCAAGAGCUGGAGUAGUUCUUUCAUACAUGCCAGAGGCAAGAUACUGAUUUAUAAAACAGCUUUGUAUGUCGUGUUGUAAUAAAUAUCAGCUAUUUAUUUGUCAA